AUGGAGGUAAAGAAAGAACCGUUUGAUACUUUUUCUGACGACAAGACUAAUAUUCACCAAGAUUCUUUCAAUAUGAUUCUAAAUAACAUUAAAGAGGAAACACCGGAUUAUCCAUUCGAAAUGGAAACAAUUCCACCUGCAUAUUUCUUAACAAAAAUACAAAGCAAGCCGAAUAUAGAUUCUACAGCUCAAAAUAUUCCAAAUGAAAUUGAAAAAGUUAAAGCUGAUGAGUACUUUGUUAGUACAACUGAUUUAGCAAAUAUACAAAUGGACAUGGCCGAAGUUGAUACUAAAGUUAAAACUGAACCAUUAAAUCAAGACAUUGAUUCACCAAACCUAAAUGAAGAAUGUGAUUUACCUACAAUAAAAGUUGAAGUUACUAAUUUUGAAUAUUUAGAUGAAAUAGAACCUUCGAAUUGUGAGACUAAGCAAAGGUCUCUAUCAAAAUUUGUUAAAAGCCCAGGUACCGUUUUUAAGAAGAAGAAAUUUCCAUGCCCAAUUUGUCAGAAAAGUUUUUUGGUACCAUCCAGAAGAAAGAGUCAUUUAAUGUCUCAUUUUGGAAAGAAUCGUUAUGUUAUUUGUCAUUUUUGUGGUAAAAUAUUUAAAACACUGGUUCAAUAUAUAAUGCACCACAGAAAUUAUAAAGUUAAGGGACGACCCAAUUUAACCACAUUAAAUGAAUCAAUUUUUUCUUGUAAAAUUUGUCCUUUACAAUUUGAUUCCAAAAGAAAUUUGGCAGAUCAUUUUAAAAUACAUUACAGUAAGCCUUAUGAAUGCAAGCUCUGCUUUAAGCAGUAUAGUGUUAAAUCUACAUUGAAAAGGCAUCUAGCAGCACUGCAUAGUCUAUUAAAACCAUUUAAGUGUGAAAUUUGUUUUAGAGAAUUUGCUUUAUCUUGUCAGUAUAAGUCUCACAUGGUGUAUCAUACUUUUGGUAAACAAUUCACAUGUGAUAUCUGCUCCAAAGGAUUUUAUCAAAAGAGUAGUCUAUUGAGACAUAGAAUAGUACACGAAGGAAUCAAGUUUAAAUGUCACCUUUGUUCAAAGGAAUAUACUAGAAAAGUAACACUAGAAUCCCAUAUGAGGUUGCACUCUGGAGAACAUGAAUUUAAGUGUCACAUUUGUAUAAUAGAAAAAAAAUUUACAUCUAAAGGUGCCUUAAGACUACACCUUAUGAAUCAUGCAGGGGAGAAGCCUCACAAAUGUGAUAUUUGUGGACAGAGAUUUUUAGAAAGACAGAAAUUACUGAAACAUCUAAAAACACAUGAGAAAGCUCAAAACAACUGUGAAUUUUGCAGUGCAUCAUUCCUAUACAAAAUCAGACUUCAAAGACAUCUGUUAACUGAGCAUGGUGAAAAUCCAUUCAAAUGUAUCAAAUGUGAAGAGAAAUUUGUUACACAAAGAGAACUGAAUUUACACAUGUCUGUACAUGUUGAAUUGAAAAUCUAUGAGUGUGAACUCUGUGCAAAAAGGUUUACCAAAAGGGCAGCGUAUGUUAGACAUCUAGGAGGCCAUGGACAAAGUCCAUUUGGAUGUGGUAUCUGUACUGAAACAUUUUCAUCUGAAAGGGGACUGCGUGAGCAUUAUACAGUCCAUCCAGGAGAGAAGCCCUUUCAUUGUGAUGUGUGUUUAAAAGGUUUUCAUCACAAAAGAUCUUUACAUAAGCAUAUUUGUGAGGGAAAACCUGUAGGUACUUAG
This is a messenger RNA of Diabrotica balteata, 1695 nucleotides long. Lineage: Eukaryota; Metazoa; Arthropoda; Insecta; Coleoptera; Chrysomelidae. The record is from the annotation of a GenBank genome assembly.